UGGCAUUGAGAUCCCAUGGAGAAGCUGAGGAGGGGGAUGGCUCUUCAUAUCCAUGAAGCCUGGAUACUUCUGUUUGUAAUCCCUGGUUUGGUCACUCCAGCUGCCAUCAAUCAUGAAGACUAUCCUGCUGAUGAAGGGGACCAGACCUCCAGUAAUGACAAUCUGAUCUUUGAUGACUACCGGGGGAAGGGCUGUGUGGAUGACAGUGGCUUUGUGUACAAACUGGGAGAACGUUUUUUCCCGGGACAUUCCAACUGUCCCUGUGUCUGUACUGAGGAUGGACCUGUUUGUGAUCAACCAGAAUGCCCUAAAAUCCACCCAAAGUGUACAAAAGUGGAACACAAUGGAUGCUGUCCGGAAUGCAAAGAAGUGAAAAACUUUUGUGAAUAUCAUGGGAAAAAUUACAAAAUCUUGGAGGAAUUUAAGCCCUCGCCAUGCGAAUGGUGUCGCUGCGAGCCCAGCAAUGAAGUUCACUGUGUUGUAGCAGACUGCGCAGUUCCCGAGUGUGUCAACCCGGUCUAUGAACCAGAACAGUGUUGUCCUGUCUGCAAAAAUGGUCCGAACUGCUUUGCGGGAACCACGAUAAUUCCCGCCGGCAUCGAGGUGAAGGUGGACGACUGCAAUAUCUGCCACUGCCACAACGGGGACUGGUGGAAGCCGGCGCAGUGCUCCAAGCGGGAAUGCCAGGGCAAGCAGGCUCUGUAGUGGGACCGACCCCCCGCCAGCGCCAAACAACCCGCUGGGGACGAUGAGGAAGGAACGGCCUCGAUGCUGCCCCCGCGUCCGACCUCCCGCCACUGCAGCAGGGUCACCAGCAACACCUGCGAGCGUCCCGCACAAGCAGAGAUUUGUGCCCGCGGGGAAGGGUCUCCCUGUGCCCCCUCCUGCUCUUCUCUGGCUUUGCACACUGUGUAUCUGGUGUCUAGGUAUCUCCUCUGCUUUUGUAAUUACCAGUGCUUGGGAGGGAUGCAGUGGUCAGGUUUGGGGAGGAAAAAGAAGAACAACCCACCCAAGUCCUCGGACUGGUGAUGCCUUCGAGCCGACGAUCGAUUCACCGCUCUCACUUUCUGCGAUGUGGAUCGUGGGGUUUUUCACAUUUAUUUAUUUAAGGGUUUUUUGCUAUUGUGAUUUUUUUUUUUAAAGCCUCUUCCUAAGCUGGGAUCACUGGGACAAUACAGCUGUGAGUGAAGCGA
Messenger RNA from Corapipo altera (White-ruffed manakin), 1193 nucleotides. RefSeq names its product von Willebrand factor C domain containing 2 like (gene VWC2L). Gene Ontology annotation, cellular component: AMPA glutamate receptor complex. The transcript has 3 exons. Bases 16 to 705 code for a protein of 229 amino acids. Gene Ontology annotation, molecular function: protein binding. Gene Ontology annotation, biological process: negative regulation of BMP signaling pathway. Lineage: Eukaryota; Metazoa; Chordata; Aves; Passeriformes; Pipridae. The record is from RefSeq and is a predicted model, not a curated record.